CCCUCUUCAACACCCAUUACUAUAAAGAAACCCACACUUUCCGUCUCAAAUAGCCACACCCCUCCACUUCUCUCUCUGCUUUCUUCUAGUUUUUCUUUCUUAAGCUGUGAUUUCUAUCUUAUGUACUUCUGUUGGAGUAUAAGAAUUAAGUCUCUACAUGAGUCUUAAAACUUUGAGCUAGACUUACUUGUGGCUCCAUUUCUUUGGAUUGAGCUGAAUUUUGGUGGUAAAAAGCAUAAAGAUCCCAUUUUUACACAAGAUGGAGAGGCUCAAUUUUGUCAAGAAUGGUGUGCUUAGACUGCCCCCUGGAUUCAGGUUCCACCCAACUGACGAGGAGCUUGUUGUUCAGUACUUGAAGAGAAAGGUGUUUUCUUGCCCUUUGCCUGCUUCUAUAAUCCCUGAAGUUGAUGUCUGCAAGUCUGAUCCUUGGGAUUUGCCAGGUGAUUUGGAGCAAGAAAGGUACUUCUUUAGCACCAGGGAAGCCAAGUACCCAAAUGGGAAUCGAUCCAACAGAGCCACAAGUUCUGGGUACUGGAAGGCAACUGGUAUAGACAAGGAAAUUGUAACUUCUAAGGGUAAUCAGCUUGUGGGGAUGAAAAAAACUUUAGUUUUUUACAGAGGAAAACCCCCUCAUGGUACUAGGACUGAUUGGAUCAUGCAUGAAUAUCGUCUUGUUAGCCCUCAAACCGCUGCCUGCAAUUCCCCACAAAAGAAAAACCCAAUCCAGAGCCCUCUGGGGGCAAUGGAUAACUGGGUUCUUUGCCGUAUAUUUUUGAAGAAGAGAAGCAACAAAAAUGAGGAGGACAACCUUCACAUCGGCAAUGAAAACAGAGUGUGCAAGCUGAGGAACACAAAGCCUGUUUUCUAUGAGUUCCUGACAAAAGACAGGACUGAUUUGAAUCUUGCACCUUGCUCAUCAUCCUCAGGGUCAAGUGGAAUCACAGAAGUAUCAUCAAAUGAAUCAGAUGAUCAUGAAGAAAGUAGUAGUUGCAAUAGUUUUCCUUAUUUCAGAAGAAAACCAUAACUUUUAGUUUUUAAUCUUUAGUCCCCCUCUUCAAGUUCCUGUAUCAGUAAUUUGGCUUCUGGUUUUGAAAUCAGAAUAACCCAUCUAAGUAAUCUAAUGCUUUGCCAUUAGGUUUCGUGUCUCUUCUCUGUCAUUAUGGCUGAACAAAAAGAGAUAUAUCAAAUGAAAGUGAAAAAAGAAAAGCACAAAAAAAACGGCUUUAACUGUUAUCAGUAAUCUGGAGAGGCAUAGAUGUCCAAUGAUGGUUAUCUUGUAAUGAAUCCAAGAAUUUCAUAGUUAGUGAUAUUACUCUCUUUUGGCA
This is a messenger RNA of Ricinus communis (castor bean), 1325 nucleotides long. RefSeq names its product NAC domain-containing protein 83. Lineage: Eukaryota; Viridiplantae; Streptophyta; Magnoliopsida; Malpighiales; Euphorbiaceae. Bases 260 to 1024 code for a protein of 254 amino acids. Gene Ontology annotation, biological process: regulation of DNA-templated transcription. Gene Ontology annotation, molecular function: DNA binding. The record is from RefSeq and is a predicted model, not a curated record. The transcript is spliced from 3 exons.